Salvia miltiorrhiza (redroot sage) is the source of this 1029-nucleotide messenger RNA. RefSeq lists its product as uncharacterized. The record is from RefSeq and is a predicted model, not a curated record. The transcript has a single exon. Lineage: Eukaryota; Viridiplantae; Streptophyta; Magnoliopsida; Lamiales; Lamiaceae. Bases 306 to 923 code for a protein of 205 amino acids.
CAUUAUCUUCUUUAAUCAUUACCAAUCGUAAUGGAAAUGUGGGUUCGCCCAAAAAUAAUUUAUUCAAUAUUUGUCUCCACACUUUCGAAGAAGAAAAAAAAACUCUAUAUAAAGGCAAGCUAGAACCCUUGGCUGAGUGAUUCAUUUCUACGAUAUUGAACCCAAAAAAUUCAUCCUCUUUUUCCCUCCUCAAAAGCCCAAAACACACUCCCAAUUAAGUUUAUUUAUCAUCUCCGAUCGACGCAUUCUGAUCAUCAACUCCAAACCCAAUCACCAAAAACAGCGUAAUCCAUAUAGAAAUAUAUAUGAGCAUGAUGGAGGGCUUCGAUUUUGAGGGUAAUACGAUGAAGGCCGAGCAAAGCAGCAGUUUCCCGGUAAAAUUUAGCGGCGUGGGAGAGAUGAAGAAGCUGUUCCGCAUUGCUGAGAUCUUCAUCGUGCUGUGCCUGCUGACGUGGACGUCAAGUCGCCUACCGUUGGCCGUGAGGAUCUCCGGCGAGUACCUCCGGCGGCUCGUGAACAUCGUGGUGAGCCAUCUCUUCGUCUUCUUCCUCAGCAAUGCCAUCGUCCUCAUCCUCUUCUGCAAGUCGCGCACUCUCUUCCUGCACCACGCCUUUCAACCUGAUUUUUGCCACGACUUCAUCGGCAACGCCGCCGGAGAGGAGGAGAUCGUGUACCAGGACAAGCACACCAUUCUCCAAGUCACUAAAGUUAGGAGGAGCCAAUCGGCGAAUUUCAGGAGAGAGAGCGGCGGCGCUUGCGGGAGGCAGCUGCGGCGGUCUGAGACGGAGCUACGGCGGAGAGUGGAGGUGGUUGAUCAACUCAGUAAUGAGGAGUUUCAGAGAGCGAUAGAAGCAUUUAUAGCUAAGCAGAUCAAGUUUCAUCAACAAGAGAAACUCACUAUUGUGCUCCAUGAAUCUAACUAGCUAAUUAAUUUCAGAGUUUUUAGUUAAUACUAUAAUAUUAUUAAAUAUUUUGUAGAGUUUUCAUAAUUUCUAAGUGAAUUAUAUAUCCUAUCUCCUCCCUUUUACA